AUGGUUUCGCAUGAUCAGAGACCCUUGGGUGCCCUCUCGGAGCCUCCUACUGAGCCACAGAUCAGAAGGUUGUAUGGACAUCGCCCGAUCGGGAGGAGACACGUCGGGUCGUCUCCAGGGACGCCUAUUGGCUGCACACCCUAUCGCGACGUUCUCAACCUUGUCCAAAGUCAUGUCGACCCACCUUUCGUCAGAGUUUACACAGAAAUCAACUUUCGUGAUGGCGGCCGAUCAGCAGGCACGUCAGCGCCUUCGCGUCCCACGGACUCCCCUGCAUUCCACGAUUCAUCGCCAUUUCCAAUCAGAAUGACUUCAACAAGCCCAGAAAAGUCCCAGCUCAUCCAAGCAUACAUGAUUCUGCAUUCACAGCAGACCAAUGUUCGUCGACGAUUGUCAGUCGACUCGAACGUCUCAAGCUCGUCAGGCAGCCCUGGAUCCAGCACUUCGUCCUCGGCAAACCAGUCUCCUUCCUCUUCUUUCACAGCGCCUUCUCCUGCAUUCUCAUUCUCAUCACAACCGUCACCUUCUGCUGGCAAGAGGAGGCACUCCCGCUCAGCUUCAAUGGGCUCGAGACGAAGCUCGCUGUCACCGCCCACUUCUCCAAACAGGACAAGCAUCGCACCUAUCCCAGAGGAACCAUCAGCACCACCGCCGUUGACCAUGGAUGAGGCCAAGCUUGCAGACAUCUCCUCUCGGAUCAAGACUACUCUUACCGACCUGUUGAACUGCGACGCUGUCAAGAACGACAACAGAAUGAGAUCAUGGGUCGCAACCCGAUUGAUGGACGUUGAGCAUGAGCUAAAAGAGCAAAAGAGAAGACGACACAGUUCUCAUGCUGAGGAUGCAGAGCUCAUCGCAUCACACCUUUGCCUGUAG
Messenger RNA from Aureobasidium namibiae CBS 147.97, 876 nucleotides. RefSeq lists its product as uncharacterized. NCBI's taxonomy places the organism in Eukaryota, Fungi, Ascomycota, Dothideomycetes, Dothideales, Saccotheciaceae. The record is from RefSeq and is a predicted model, not a curated record. The transcript has 3 exons. The coding region runs from base 1 to 876 and encodes 291 amino acids.